AUGCUUUCGUGGCAGGUAGAGGAGUAUUUUCAGCAGCAGCGGAGGCAGCAGGCACUCGCAGGGCUCGUGACUCAGCAGCCGUUCCCUAUUGACUCAGGUCCACUGGCAUUGCCACGUCAUCUGCAACAAGCACUGGGACCACCUGUAGCCACGUCACUGGAGCACAGUCAGCAGCAGCAUCAGCACCAACAACAGCAGCAGCGCUUUCAGGGCCAAGCCGGUGCUCCGCUAUACGUGGACUCUGUACAUGCACAGCUCCAGUCACUCCCCGGAGGCGUUCUCAACACUCACUUCGCGUCAGGCCCAUCGGCGACGCAAUCGGACGGCGAUCUCGGUCAGAUCUACGGCCCACGAGUCUCGCAGAAUCUCCCCGCUCCUCCAAACAGUCUCGGGCUUACCCUUGACGAGAUACGAGCUCCGCAUAAUCUACCAAAUGUUGAAUCCAUGGCGGCGCCGAACCUUACUGAAAAAUACGAGGUGCCGUCAUACCUCAAGGAGCUCUGGUCCGAUUCUCCUGUCCAUGGCUCUCCGUUCCGCGCGCCGGGAAGGCCCACUGACCCGGGCGGGAUGCGCGGCGGACAGCCUUUCUCACUCGGGCAAGGAAUGAUGACUUUUGAAAACUCGCAAAAACUAACCGAAGCAGCAGCAGGAGCACCGGGAAGAUUCCGAGGGGAAGGAGGGUUUGGAGGAAAUGGGGAAGGAAUGAGCCGCGGGAGUCCGUCUCUCGGUCCGUACCCGCAUCCCGGGUUGAACGGAGGUGAUCCGCGCUUGCAAGGGUUUUCCGAUCCCGGCGGGCCGUUCGACCAGCGUGUUUCCUCGUUAGAAGGGUCCCCGUUUGGGAGAAAGUCCGUGGAGGCAGGCAGAGGCUCUCCCAGCCGAUCGUCUCUUAGUAACUGGCCGUAUGGGGCGAAUGAGGGCGAAACGGAUAGAGGAAUAGGCGGAGGAGAGGGGCGUGGGGACAGCCGGUUUAACCCUUCGCGGGGAGGUAUGGCUGCGCCCGGAGGGGGAGGCGGAGGCGGAGGGGGAGCGGGACGAAGCGCUGGUGUGGCGCAAUGGGCGGCUGCCGGAGCGAACGGGAAGGAGGCAGGGCGAAGGGAGGAUGGAGGGAGUGGAUGGGGUGUGAGUGGCGGCGUGAGCAACGGAGGCAUGGUUACAGGAGGCAGAGAAGGCGAGGGGUUGGACGUGGGAGGGGACCCGUGGCGUCGCGCUGGCGCCCUGGGCCCGGAUGGGCCUCAAGGAAACUUCCCGUUACCUCUGCACCAGCAGUUUCCGUCUGCCCAGCAGCAGCAGCAGCAGGGUGGGAUAAUGGGUGCAGUGACUUCGAAUGCUAACGGUGGAGCCUUUAACGCGGACGAGCUUACUCUGGAGCAGCUGACCGACCCUGCUGCUGUGGCGGCGCUGGAAGGCCCGUCGAGCCAGCAGACGAUUAUGGACCUUCUCGCCGCUGCCGGCAACGCCUUCGCCGCUCCACAGUUGAAAGCCUCUGGCCUUCACCAGCAGCAGCAGCAGCAGUAUCCGCAGCAGGAGCAGCAGCAGCAGCAGCAGCAGCAGCAGUUUCAGCAGCACCACCAGCAGCAGCAACAGCAGCAGCAGCAGCCGCAGGCGCAGCAGGGAAGGGCGCAGGCAACAGCGCGCAAGCUAUUCAAUGACGACAUGUUUCCGCCCCUGGGCUCGCCCUCCGCCCCCCCGCCCGGCGAGGCCGGGAUGAGCGCGCAAGGCAGUGGCGGCGGGACGGGGAGAGGCGCAGCAGGCGCGGAGGGGGAUGGGGCUGAAGGCGGCGCCGGUGUUGGAAAGGGCGCGGAGGAUGUGAGGAAUUCUUUGGAGGCGCUGGCGGAAGAUAUGAAAGCGUUCGACCUCUCUGGUGACCCGACUGGUGACUCGGGUCAGUUUCAACUGCCGCAGGGGCGUGCGGGGCAGCAGCAGCAGCACGGACAGCAGCACAUGUCUCGCAAUCAGCCGCAGCAGCAGCAGCAGCAGCAGCAGCAGCAGCAGCAGGCACGGCAGCAGCAGCAGCAGCACGGUAUCCCCAUCCAUCCGCAUCGCCACCACGCUGCUUUCACUGCCGCCCCUCGCCAUCCCCCCGGGUCCAGCCCUGGCCAACGGUUCAGGCAUCCCGAGCAGCAGCAGCAGCAGGGGGGCGUGCAGCAGCAGGAGCUGCAGCAACUUCAGGCAAGAGCCCAGCAACAGCAACAGCAGCAACAUCAGCAGCAGGGGGUGCAGUUCCGCCCGCACGCCCACCGCCCGCCGUCCCUCCGCGUGGACCUCUCCCGCCUGAACUCGCACCUGCUGGCGCUCUUCCGCUCGCUGGAGCCCACAGCAGAGGAGGCGGAGCGCAAGGAGCAGCUCAUGCGCACGCUCACGCGCGUGGCGGGCGCCACGUACCCGUCCGCGCAGCUGUUCCUGUACGGCUCGUGCGCCAACUCGUUCGGCGUGCGCAACUGCGACGUGGACGUGUGCCUGGCGUUGGACGGCCCAGAUGUGUCGCGUGUGGAGGUGAUCACGAAUAUGGCGACCGCAUUGAGAGCCGAGGGCAUGCUGAACGUGCAGGUGAGGGUGUGUGCUGGUGAGGAAGGGACGGCGCUGGUGUGUGCAGUGCAGGCUCUCACCCACGCGCGUGUGCCGAUAGUGAAGUUCAUGGAUCCAGCAUGGGGGUUGGCGUGUGACAUGUGCGUCAACAACUUGGCAGCUGUGGCCAACAGCCCUCAUCCUCCAAACCCCCAUUCCCGUCCCUCCCCUGCUGCAGGCGCUGACCCACGCGCGUGUGCCGAUAGUCAAGUUCAUGGACCCAGCAUUGGGCGUGGCGCACUCACCCACGCGCGUGUGCCGAUAGUGAAGUUCAUGGAUCCAGCAUCGGGGGUGGCGUGUGACAUGUGUGUCAACAACCUGGCAGCCGUGGCCAACAGCCGCCUGCUGGCGGACUAUGGGCGCCUGGACGAGCGCGUGCGCCAGCUGGCGUUCCUCGUGAAGCACUGGGCGAAGCGGAGGCAGAUCAACGAAACUUUCCGCGGCACGCUUUCUUCCUACGCCUACGUCAUCAUGUGCAUCCACUACCUGCAGCAGCGCCAGCCGCCCAUUCUGCCAUGCCUGCAGGAGAUGCAGCCGCACACAUACCGCGUGCAGGUGGGCGGCGUCGUUUGUUCAUACUACGACAAGGUGGACACGCUGCGGGGCUUUGGGGCGGCGAACGGGGAGACGGUGGGCGAGCUGCUGGCGGGGCUGUUUGAGUACUGGGCCUUCCGCCACGACUACAACCGCUGCGUCAUCAGCAUCCGCACCGGCGGCUUCCUCAGCAAGGAGGAGAAGGAGUGGACGAGGCGAGUGGGCAACGAGCGGCACCUGAUCUGCAUAGAGGACCCUUUUGACCUCGCCCACGACCUGGGCCGUGUGGUUGACCGCGCCUCCAUCCGCGUGCUGCGGGAUGAGUUCCACCGCGCCGCCAAGCUCAUGAGGCACGACCCCGAGCCGUAUGUCACACUCUUUGAGCCGUACGUUCGGGAAGAUGAACGGUGA
Messenger RNA from Closterium sp. Naga37s-1, 3510 nucleotides. The record is from the annotation of a GenBank genome assembly. Lineage: Eukaryota; Viridiplantae; Streptophyta; Zygnematophyceae; Desmidiales; Closteriaceae.